Malassezia restricta is the source of this 450-nucleotide messenger RNA. Its product is annotated as nucleoside-diphosphate kinase. The transcript is spliced from 3 exons. Gene Ontology annotation, molecular function: nucleoside diphosphate kinase activity. Gene Ontology annotation, biological process: GTP biosynthetic process; UTP biosynthetic process; CTP biosynthetic process. The record is from RefSeq and is a predicted model, not a curated record. Bases 1 to 450 code for a protein of 149 amino acids. Lineage: Eukaryota; Fungi; Basidiomycota; Malasseziomycetes; Malasseziales; Malasseziaceae.
AUGGAGCUGACGUUGGCGCUCAUCAAGCCGACGGUGUGUGCAUUCCCGCCGCAUAUUUUACAUGCGGUGCGCAGGAUACAGGCGCAUCCGUCGCUGGCUAUUGCCCGAUCCACGUCGUUCCACUGGACGCCUGACGCGGCAGCUGCCUUUUAUGCCGAGCACCAAGGCAAAUUUUACUAUGAGCGACUGAUCCUCGGCAUGACAUCCGGGCGCGCGAUAGGACUCGCACUGGCAGGCCCUCAUGCCAUUCGAGAUUGGCGGCAGCUUAUAGGGCCAACGAAGGCAUAUCGGACGGCAUGGGAACAACCUGAAUGUCUUCGUGCUCAGCUGGGUCUGGGCGAUACGCGCAAUGGCUUCCACGGCUCUGACUCGACCGCUUCUGCAAUGAAGGAGCUUGGGCUCGUAUUCCCCGAAUGGGACGCCGCCGCAUGGCUCCAGUCCUGUACAUAG